AUGGCUUCUGCGUCGUUCGUCAUGAGAAUUUCCUGUCAUCCAGAGAAAGACGGUAUCCCACGUAGUUUGACGUUACCUCUUGGCCACAACGCUCAUCCCACAUCUGCGUCCGAACGUUUGCACCAAUUGGUACUGGACUGCGAGCCUGCUAGCUUUGGCAGAGGCCAGGAGACUUUUCAUUGA
This is a messenger RNA of Penicillium paradoxum, 183 nucleotides long. RefSeq lists its product as uncharacterized. NCBI's taxonomy places the organism in Eukaryota, Fungi, Ascomycota, Eurotiomycetes, Eurotiales, Aspergillaceae. The record is from RefSeq and is a predicted model, not a curated record. The coding region runs from base 1 to 183 and encodes 60 amino acids. The transcript has 2 exons.